GCAGACAGAGCGUCGUGCCAGGAAGCUUCCGGCCAUCCAGAGGAGUUCUCUGAAGGAAAAGGAAGAGGAAGAGAAAGUAAUUCCUCAGGUGACUCCCAGGAUGGUAGACUUUAUUGCCAAAGCUAUUGAGCAGAGGAAAGAGAAUAAGUGCUUGAAGAUUAAGGAGACGCUUCCAAAACACAUUCAGAAUUUCUUGGCUGAGGAGGAAAAUAAGAACAAAUUGCUGCAGGAGGAGAAAAAGAAACAACCCAAGCAGCGAAGCCCAGCCGUAACCAAAGCAAAAGUCAAGAGAGAAGUGGAGAUGCCAACAACCGAGGAAUCCUGUUCCUCUGAGGAGGGAACUCCCAGCACUCUGUCUGAGAGCGACUUGGGGCAGUCCAGCCCCGACCUCAUGGAGAGGAUGAUGGGGGAGUGGGACGAGGACGGAGAAGAGCCACCCAGAACUCAGCAGGACAGCCCUGUGCCCCCUAGGCGGAGUCUUUCUCCACGGACACAUGGGACCCUAAGGGAGGUGGUGACGUGCAUCAUGGGGCAGGUGGCCCGUAAGCGAAGGGGAGAGAGAGAUGCGGAGAGGGAUCUGCAGGAGCAGCUCAAGUGUGAGCUGGCAGUGCUGCGGUGGAGUCGGUCGGCAAAAGAGGCACAGAGCUUCCAACAGCUUUGGCAAGUGGGUCACCAGCCUGCACCCCCUGCUGGGCCAAGGCAGAGCAAGUCAAGACGGGUGCGAAGAGUAGUGCCAAUGCAUGUCAGCAAGGGACCGGAGAGGCCGUCCGGCACACAGAAGGGUCCAGAUGGAGACAUCCAGCAAGGGCCCUCCCUGCAGCACGAAUGGGACCAGCGUUGCCCAUCCAGGCUAUUAAUGCCAACACCUCCUUCCAUUCAAUAAAGCCCUGUCUCCAAA
Messenger RNA from Cygnus olor (mute swan), 898 nucleotides. RefSeq lists its product as uncharacterized. The transcript has 8 exons. The record is from RefSeq and is a predicted model, not a curated record. NCBI's taxonomy places the organism in Eukaryota, Metazoa, Chordata, Aves, Anseriformes, Anatidae. The coding region runs from base 101 to 883 and encodes 260 amino acids.